Messenger RNA from Plenodomus lingam JN3, 1563 nucleotides. RefSeq lists its product as uncharacterized. Lineage: Eukaryota; Fungi; Ascomycota; Dothideomycetes; Pleosporales; Leptosphaeriaceae. The record is from RefSeq and is a predicted model, not a curated record. Gene Ontology annotation, biological process: glucose catabolic process. Gene Ontology annotation, cellular component: cytoplasm. Gene Ontology annotation, molecular function: manganese ion binding.
AUGGCCAAAGUCGACCAGAAAGCCGUCCUCAUCGUCAUUGACGGAUGGGGCGUUGCAACGGAGAAGUCGCGCAAAGAUGGCGAUGCUAUCCUAGCGGCUGACACGCCCACCAUGGACGAGUUCGCAAGACCGGGCUCCAAGACAGCACAGGGCUAUACCGAGUUGGAAGCCUCGUCUCUCGCUGUCGGCCUCCCCGAGGGCUUAAUGGGCAACAGUGAAGUCGGCCACCUGAACAUUGGCGCUGGCCGGGUCGUCUGGCAGGACUCGGUCCGCAUCGCCCAGACGAUCAAGAAUGGCAAGCUAAAGGAUGUGGCUACCAUCAAGAAGUCUUUCCAGCGCGCCAUUGACGGAAAUGGCAGACUCCAUUUCUGUGGCCUGGUGUCGGAUGGCGGUGUGCACUCCCACAUGGACCAUUUGAUUGAGCUGCUGAAGGUAGCAAAGGCCCAGGGUGUGCCCAAGGCGUACAUUCACUUCUUCGGCGACGGCCGCGACACCGACCCCAAGUCCGCUGUUGGAUACAUGGACACUCUGCUCAAAGCCACAAAGGACAUUGGUCUUGGUGAUAUUGCUACCGUCGUCGGUCGUUACUACAUCAUGGACCGCGACAAGAGGUGGGACAGAGUCGAGAUUGGCUUGAAGGGUAUGGUGACGGGAGAGGGAGAAGAGAGCAGUGAUCCGGUGGCUACGAUCAAAGAGCGAUACUCCAAGGAUGAGAAUGACGAGUUCUUGAAGCCCAUAAUCGUGGGAGGACAAGAGCGCAGAAUUCAAGACAAUGACACCGUCUUCUUCUUCAACUACCGCUCCGACCGUGUUCGCGAGGUCACUCAGCUGCUGGGAGACGUCGACCGCUCGCCCAAGCCCGACUUCCCUUACCCCAAGAACAUCGAUAUCACCACCAUGACAUCGUAUAAUCCCAAGUACACGUUCAAUAUUGCUUUUGAACCCCAGAGAAUGAACGAUGUGCUUGCGGAAACAUUGGGUAAACAGGGUGUAAAACAGUGCCACGUUGCUGAGACGGAGAAGUACGCCCACGUCACCUUCUUCUUCAACGGAGGCGUAGAGAAGCAAUUCGAGAAUGAAGAGCGUGAGAUGGUGCCCUCUCCCAAAGUGGCCACAUACGAUCUACAGCCUGCGAUGAGUGCCAUGGCCGUUGCGGACAAGCUCUGUGAAAGGAUCCAGACUGGCAAGUUUGAGUUCCUGAUGAACAACUUUGCCCCACCAGACAUGGUGGGUCACACUGGUGUCUACAAGGCUGCUAUUGAGGCCUGUACGGAGACCGACAGAGCUAUCAAGAAGGUGUACGAUCAAUGCAAGGAGAGUGGAUACGUGCUCUUUGUGACUGCCGACCACGGAAACGCUGAAGAAAUGCUCACCGAAGAGGGUACACCAAAGACAUCACACACAACUAACAAAGUGCCAUUUGUCAUGGCCAACGCCCCUGAUUCCUGGAGCCUGAAGAAGACUGAUGGAGUGUUGGGUGACGUCGCGCCCACCAUCCUUGCGACCAUGGGUCUCCAACAACCCGAAGCCAUGGACGGACACAGCUUACUCCAGAAAGCAUGA